This is a messenger RNA of Stegostoma tigrinum, 1521 nucleotides long. RefSeq names its product nudix hydrolase 21 (gene nudt21). NCBI's taxonomy places the organism in Eukaryota, Metazoa, Chordata, Chondrichthyes, Orectolobiformes, Stegostomatidae. Gene Ontology annotation, molecular function: mRNA binding. Gene Ontology annotation, cellular component: mRNA cleavage factor complex. The record is from RefSeq and is a predicted model, not a curated record. The coding region runs from base 143 to 823 and encodes 226 amino acids. The transcript has 7 exons.
ACCCGGAAGUGUUCCCUGACCUGGAAACGUGGGUUUCGGGUUAAAGCGCGAAGGCGGCCUUGUUGAUCCUUGUGUGUGUGAGAGAGGGAGAACCCGUUCCCGACGCUGCACUGGGUCCCGUACCUUUCAUCAGCUUGUUGCUAUGUCUGUGGUUCCGCCGAGCCGCUCGCAGGCGGGCUGGCCCCGCGGAGUGUCUCAAUAUGGGAAUAAGUACCUGCAGGCAAAGCCGCUAACCCUGGAGAGGACCAUCAACCUGUAUCCACUGACAAAUUACACCUUUGGUACCAAAGAGCCUUUGUAUGAGAAGGACUGCUCUGUGGCAGCCCGAUUUCAGCGCAUGCGGGAGGAGUUCGAGAAAAUUGGCAUGAGGCGCACUGUAGAAGGUGUUCUGAUUGUGCAUGAACACAGACUUCCACAUGUACUGCUAUUACAGCUGGGGACAACCUUCUUCAAACUACCUGGUGGUGAGCUGAACCCUGGAGAAGAUGAGGUUGAGGGUCUGAAGCGUCUAAUGACAGAGAUCUUGGGUCGCCAAGAUGGUGUCCAGCAAGACUGGGUAAUCGAUGACUGCAUUGGCAACUGGUGGAGACCCAACUUUGAGCCCCCGCAGUAUCCCUACAUUCCAGCUCACAUCACCAAACCCAAAGAGCAUAAGAAGCUGUUUUUAGUGCAACUUCAAGAGAAAGCCCUGUUUGCAGUGCCAAAGAAUUACAAAUUGGUUGCUGCGCCAUUAUUUGAGCUUUAUGACAAUGCUCCAGGUUAUGGACCGAUCAUCUCUAGUCUUCCUCAGCUUUUGAGCAGGUUUAAUUUUAUUUAUAACUGAAGUUUAUGGAAAUACACAACGUGCGAUCAUGAUGGCCCAAGUAGGUCAAGUUUCCUUGAACAUCUUCAACUAUGAAUUCUAUCAGCCAUUGACGAUUAGAGUCCGUGUCAGUCGUAUUUUUUUUUCCUCUGCAGCACUUGCCCUGAUUUGGCUGAUGGUUUGUUCAAUUUUACAAUAAUUGAAGACAACUUAACUAGCACAUUUUUUAGAAAAUUUCUGCUCUUGUGUAACUGUUUGCAUUUUCUACUUUAUUAAAAGGAGAAGGAUACGUAAUGUGUUUUUAAUUGACUAAGAUUCAUGACUUUUUUUUUUGUAUUUCAUCCUGUUUUGUAAAUGGACGCAGCAUUCAACCUUUGGACUUAUAACACUCAACUGAUUCUGCUGUUUAGUUUCUAUGAUAGGAACUUGGUUUCAUCGUCUACCCUUUUGAAACAGUAGUUUUCUUGGUCAUCUUUAGCCUUGUAGAGAUAUUGUCUGAUUUAUGAUCAGUUUUGGGGCUCUUACUCAGGUUUUACCUUGUUGGUUGGGAUGUUAAUGCUUGUCUAUUUUACAAACACCUAUCUGCUGCUUCAGGCAGCGUUUUUGAAGUGUGUAAAUGAUCUGUCUGUUUGUGGAACUUUGCAAGUUGCUGCGGGGUCUGUGUAUAACUUAAAAUGUUUGUUUGUUAUUCUGAACAUUAAAAUUAUUUUCAACCAGUG